Sodiomyces alkalinus F11 is the source of this 786-nucleotide messenger RNA. RefSeq lists its product as hypothetical. The record is from RefSeq and is a predicted model, not a curated record. The coding region runs from base 1 to 786 and encodes 261 amino acids. NCBI's taxonomy places the organism in Eukaryota, Fungi, Ascomycota, Sordariomycetes, Glomerellales, Plectosphaerellaceae. The transcript has 7 exons.
AUGGUCAUCGCUCUUUCCAUUACGAGAGCCAAAGCCAAUAUGGAUGGGCGGGAGGCGGUGAAUGGCAAGGCUGGCGGACAGGUGCACGUGCUCGCAGUGACCAAGCGUUGGCUCGAGAACCGGAGAAGUGAGCACUGGCAUCAAUCGUAUCUGCAACAAUUAAGUGGUCUGCGCUUCCCUGCAAAGAAAGCCAGUGGCUUUGCGUCCCAGGCCUGGGCCAUGCGGGCUCCACCACGAUUGCUUGCAGUGCAGUAUGCCCGCCCGUUUACCAAAGGUUCCUACGAGGUAGGUGCGCCGCACGGCAUCUGGGGUCCCUAUCUCACCCCCUCCCUCCUCCCCCUGGCUGGUGUGGUGUCAUACUCGUCGGGUCGCCCCCUCCCCUUGUCGUCACCUUUUUCCAACAUUUUGUCUUCAAACCCUCAAAUCGUAUUUACAAACAACUAUCCGAUCAUCUACUUACCUUGGAGUCCCCCCUCCCCACUCAAGAGCGUCCCCUUGCUCCGCGGCAAAGAUCAACUCGAUCUUCGCAUCGUCACAGUUCUAACCGAUUCCCCUGCUCCGACCUGCUCACCUCUUCGUCGUCCUCUCCCCAUCUUCGACGGAGACAUCACAUCUCCCUGGCCGUCGCCGAAUUUUCUUCGACGAAACCAGUUCGAACUCCCAGAACAGAGCGAGUUGUCUCACGCACCUCUGUUCCUGACAUUCCUGGGACCACCGACGCACGCGACUCUAGUCUCGCAUUGUUUGCUGGAAUAUUGCCAGUGCUUGACUCUUGCCGUUGCCUAG